UCAGUACUUAGUCUUUUGCGGUCGCUCUUGUUGUGAAAGUCUCUCUUGGAUUUUCAAAAUAAAAGGUUCUAAAAAAUGAUUUUGUUUAUUUCUAUCGCGUCUUUAUUGGCAGUAAAUGUCAUCGGCGAUAAUUGUGUCACUCAUCAUUAUCGGACAUUAGACGGCUCGUGUAAUAAUUUAGUCAAUCGAGAUUGGGGUGCAGCAGGUACCAAAUAUGGACGUUUAUUGCCACCAAAUUAUUCGGAUGGAAUUCAUGCACCACCAAAGUCAGUGACUGGACAGGAAUUGCCAAGUGCUCGUGUUGUCUCGACGACAGUUUUUGGUAGAAAGGAUGUGCCGGAUCCAAAUCAUACAAUUGUUAUGAUGCAAUUUGGACAGUUUGUUGCACAUGACAUGGCAUUUACUGGUGGAUCUCUCAACCCGCCAUGUUGUGAUGAUGGAAAGGUCUCAUCACAUGAGUCACACUGCUUCAACAUUCCAAUUCCAGUCGACGAUCCAAUCCAUUCAUCCGAUGGAGUAGAAUGUAUGAAAUUUCAACGUACUUUAACUGAUAAGGACAAUGAGCUUAACGAAAAUGAAUCAAAUCAACCUGCUGAGCAGAUAACAGUCGUGACUGGCUUUCUUGACCUUUCACUCAUUUAUGGUAACUCAGAGAAAGAACUAGAUUCUAUUCGCGAAUAUAAUGGAGGUAGAUUAAUAAUGGAAAAGCGCAAUGGCAAGGAAUGGCCUCCUCACCAUCCAAAUGGUGAUAAUGUUUGUUAUGUUGAGACACCCGGUGAAACUUGCUACUUUGGAGGUGACCCAAGAUUAAAUCAAAGUCCUGACUUGACUAUUUUACACAUUUUCUACAUCCGUGAACAUAAUCGUUUGGCUGACAUUCUUAGUCAAUUAAAUCCAAAUUGGACUGACGAGAAAGUUUUUCAGGAAGCUCGUCGCAUCAACAUCGCUCAAUACCAAUAUGUUGUGUAUUAUGAAUGGUUGCCUUUGUUCCUUGGUGAAGAAAAUAUGUACAAAGCUAAGAUGCUCUAUUAUAAGGAUGGAAGUGAAUAUGUUAAUGAUUAUGAUGCUUCUGUUGAUCCAGCUGUCUACAAUGAUCAUUCAUCAACUGCCUUCCGUUACUAUCACUCAUCGAUUGAAGGGCAUUUGAAAUUAAUGUCAGAAUCCCGCGAAACCACAGAAACUCUCAGAAUCAGCAACGUCUUCCUUCGUCCAAGAAUUUUGGAAAAAGAUGACAACUACGACUCAUUUGGACGUGGUAUGGCUACACAAUCAUUCCAAAAGGCUGACAAGAACUUCGAUAUUGAAGUUAAGGAGUUCCUUCUCAGACAUUUGAAGAAAUAUGGUGAUGACAUUAGAGCUAUUGAUGUUCAAAGAGGCAGAGAUCAUGGUAUUGCAACUUAUAAUGAGUUCAGAGAACUUUGUGGACUUCCAAAAGCUACUAAGUGGGAGGAUUACUUGGAUUUGAUAUCUGAGGAGGAUCUCGGCAACUUAAAAUCAGUUUACCCAAGCUACGAAGAUGUUGAACUCAGUGUCGGUGGAAUCCUCGAAAGUCGUCUUGAUAAAACUGUUUUGGCUGGUCCAACUUAUCAGUGCAUCUACAUGAAACAAUUCUACAAAACUCGUGUUGCUGAUCGUUACUGGUUCGAAACUGGUGAUGAAGAAGUUGCACUUAAGCCUGAUCAAUUGGCGGAAAUUAGAAAGUUAAGCAUGGCACGCAUGUUCUGUGACAAUGGAAAUAACAUUUCAAGCAUGCAACCUAAUGCAUUUAUAACUUUGAAUGAUGAAAACAAGGUCGUUCCAUGCAGUGAAAUUCCAGCUGUCGAUUACACUUUGUGGCAAGAGGAAAAAGUAAAGUGACUGAUGAAGUUUAGAAAUUUUUUGAUGUCAUUUUUCCGAAAUAAAAUUAUAAAUAAAUUGACAAUUUUUUAAAAAAUUGUUGUAAGAUUGAA
Chironomus riparius is the source of this 1949-nucleotide messenger RNA. Lineage: Eukaryota; Metazoa; Arthropoda; Insecta; Diptera; Chironomidae. The record is from the annotation of a GenBank genome assembly.